AUGGCAAACAUCCACACCCCGAUUCCAAACCUCAAACUGAAUGAUGGAAAUAGCAUGCCCAUGAUCGGCUACGGAACCGGCACAGCAUGGUACAAAUCCGGCGACGAGUCCAAAGUCGACGAAGCAUGCAUCGCCGCCACAAAGAUGUCGAUAGACAUGGGCUACUAUCACCAAGACGGCGCCGAAGUCUACAAGACCGAAGCAGAACUCGGGACAGCGAUCAAGCAGUCUGGCAUCUCCCGGGAAAAGCUGUUCUUGACGACGAAGGUCAUCUCGAAUAUUGCGGACAUUCCUUCGGCGCUGAAGACGAGUUUGAAGAAGUUGCAGGUGGAUCAUGUGGAUAUGUACCUGAUUCACUCGCCUUUCUUCAGCGAAAAGAAGGAUGACCACCAAGAAAAAUGGAGGCAGAUGGAGGAGCUCAAGUCUCAAGGUCUGGCCAAGUCCAUCGGCGUGAGCAACUACCUGCCGGAACAGCUCGAUUGGAUUCUGGAGACGUGCAAAGUCCAGCCUGCAGUCAACCAGAUCGAGUUCCAUCCGUACCUCCAGCAUGAGGGGCUGAUCGAGUAUCACAAGAAGAAGGGCAUCGCAACAUGCGCCUACGGCCCCCUAACCCCCGUGACCAAAGGCGCCGGUGGCCCAGCCGACGACGUCCUGAACGGUCUCGCGAAGAAGUACGCCGUCAGCCCGGGCGAGAUCUUGUUGCGAUGGUGCAUCGAUCAGGACAUCGUGCCCAUUACGACCAGUUCGAAGGAGCAGAGGUUGAGUGACUACCUGCGGGCGAUGACGUUCAAGCUGAAUCCGGCGGAGAUCAAGCAGAUCAACGAGGCGGGGAAGAAGAAGCAUUUGCGAGGGUUCUGGACGCACAAAUUUGACGACAACGACAAGAGAUGA
This is a messenger RNA of Saxophila tyrrhenica, 891 nucleotides long. RefSeq lists its product as uncharacterized. Bases 1 to 891 code for a protein of 296 amino acids. NCBI's taxonomy places the organism in Eukaryota, Fungi, Ascomycota, Dothideomycetes, Mycosphaerellales, Extremaceae. The transcript has 5 exons. Gene Ontology annotation, molecular function: oxidoreductase activity, acting on NAD(P)H as acceptor. The record is from RefSeq and is a predicted model, not a curated record.